AGAAGAGCCGCUCCUCAGCUGCUACCUGCCGGGUCCACCUAUGUCCGUUUGAGCUGCUGUCUCACGUGAAGAUGUCGGAGGAAUUGCGCGCACAGCUGGAGAAACAUCUGCAGACCUUACACAUCCAGACGAGCUGCGUGGAGCACCCGCCGGUGUUCACGGUGGAGGAGAUGAUGCCUCACCUGCAGAGCGUGAAUGGCGCCGUCACCAAGAACCUGUUUCUGAAGGACAAGAAGAAGAAGGGGCUGUGGCUGGUGUCGGCCCGCCAUGACCGCCAGGUGAACCUUAAUGACCUCGCCAAGAAGCUUGGUGUCGGGAGUGGAAAUCUGCGCUUUGCAGAGGAGGCAGCCAUGUUGGAAAAGCUGAAGGUGGGUCAGGGCUGUGCGACGGCUCUUGCUCUGCUCUUCGAUCAGGAUCGCAGCGUAAAGUUCGUCUUGGACCGGGACCUGGUGGAAGGAGGCCAUGAGAUGGUCUACUUCCACCCAAUGACCAACGCCGCCACCAUGGGGCUCAGACCGGACGACCUGCUGCGCUUCCUCAAGGAGACAGGACACGAGCCCAUCCUGGAGUGCUUCGAGUAAAACGGGCACCCGGGCCUGGUUUAAAAGGGGAGGCGAGGGCGGUCCCGGUAGGGCUGAGAGCAGGAUACGGUGGUCUGCCGCCGAGGAUCUUCAGAAGCUUCAUGUUAGGCUCUAAGUGUAAAAAUGAACAUUUUAAAAACAUGUUUGUGGGGAGCGAUGAGAAUCUGCAGCCUGAACAUUAAACAGCUUCUCAUGACAUCUGAAGUUCACACGGACAAGCACGCUGUUUGUGUUCUGUGCAUCAUUCGACGGUGGUGGUGGUUCUGCUGCUCUUCACUAACAGCCUGUCAUGUUUAGCAAAGUCCCCAAAAUUAAACCUAAUUCACUGAAAUUUAACCCUGGAUGUUAUUUAUUAUCCUACAAAUGUAAAGCGAGAGAAUAAAAAGCUUCGUCAUCUC
Molecule: messenger RNA, 979 nt
Organism: Oreochromis niloticus (Nile tilapia)
Lineage: Eukaryota; Metazoa; Chordata; Actinopteri; Cichliformes; Cichlidae
Gene: prorsd1
Product: prolyl-tRNA synthetase domain containing 1
Exons: 4
Coding region: 72-581 (169 amino acids)
Molecular function (GO): aminoacyl-tRNA deacylase activity
Source: RefSeq, a predicted model, not a curated record